Molecule: messenger RNA, 825 nt
Organism: Capronia coronata CBS 617.96
Lineage: Eukaryota; Fungi; Ascomycota; Eurotiomycetes; Chaetothyriales; Herpotrichiellaceae
Exons: 1
Coding region: 1-825 (274 amino acids)
Biological process (GO): maturation of LSU-rRNA; maturation of 5.8S rRNA
Cellular component (GO): Las1 complex; preribosome, large subunit precursor
Molecular function (GO): endonuclease activity
Source: RefSeq, a predicted model, not a curated record
AUGGUCUUGCACUUCUCACCAUGGCGACACGAAUCUGAACUGGCCAUGGUCCGGGACUGGUUCUUCGCCGGUCAUGUGAAACACGACGAUGGGUUUUCGGACCCGAUGCCAGACAUGCGGCAACGAGCCGUGGACCGGGUCAACCUGUGGCUCUUCAAAGCCGGUCAUCUACCCCCGGCUCUCAUUGCAACCGCUGGCCUGACCGAAGCAUUGCUGCACGACGAGGCAAGUCGCACAGAACGUGGCAUUUCUGACUUGGCCAUGCAGAGCAUCUAUGCGAUGGCGUUCGCGCGAUUUGUCAACGGAUUCGUUGAUCGCGACGUGGCCCGUUCCCAGGCCGCCGAACUGGCCUUGGAUGGCGCUGAUGUCGAUAAUGUGGCCGCGGCGACCUCGACCGCCAAGGGGGAGAGUUCGAUGUAUGCCCAUGCAGCCACAAUCGGGAUGCCGCCUAAAUUCGUGGAUUUGCGGCACGAGGUUACACACGGGCACAUUCCUAGCCUGAUAUACCUGAAGCGAAUGACUCUCCAGGCAUUAGAGUGGUUGUGGGAUAGAUGGUGGCUGAAGAAUGCUACGGGAGAUCCAUCGCGCGCCUUGAGGGAGCUGGAGGAGCGGACAUGGCUUUGCCGGCAAGCAAGGGAGGCCGAUGAAUCUCGGGCUCUCGUUGCCCAGGGUGCAGCCACUGUCGGAAUGAGCACAUCUGAUCAAGUCUACGAUGCUAUGGCCGUAGAUGAGUCGAACGGUAGCCAUGGGAUAGUAGAGGACAACCCUUCUCGUCCGUCGAUCAAGGGAGGCAAACCCUCUCGAAAACGCAAGCAGGCCGCAUAA